AUGAAAGCGGUGGCCCAAAACUGCCGGGGGCUUGGGAACCAGCCGGCGGUUAAUGGCCUUCUGGAGUUACAGAGGGCGGAAGAUCCCGACAUCCUCUUUUUGUCGGAAACAAAACUGAUAGAGAGGGAGAUGGAUCCGUUGAGAUGGAGACUUAAUAUGCCACAUAUGGUGGUGGUGGACAGCAAUAAAAGGAGUGGUGGCUUAGCAAUGUUCUGGAAGAAGGAGGUGAAUGUGAGCCUACGAUGGAAGGGAAGGUACCACAUUGAUGUGGAUGUGACGGAGCAAAAUGGCACAAAAUGGCGUCUGACCGGGAUAUAUGGGCCAGUAAAUAAUGACCUCCUCCAGUUCGUGCCCCAAUCUGUAUCAUCGACAAUGAACAACACUUUGAAUUUGCCGUAUACAGCGGAGGAGGUUAAGAAGGCACUUGACUCAAUUGGAGACCUGAAGGCGCCUGGACCAGAUGGGAUGACGGCUCUGUUCUAUAAAAAGUUUUGGCAUAUAUUGGGUGACAAGGUUCAGGCGGAGGUUCUUCAGGUCUUGAAUGGAGGGGACAUGCCACAAGGUUGGAAUGAGACGACAAUUGUUUUGAUUCCUAAAGUCAAGAACCCGGAGAGAAUAACAGAGUAUCGGCCGAUCAGCCUCUGUAAUGUCAUUUAUAAGCUAAUUUCCAAGGUCCUGGCCAACCGACUGAAGAUCCUUCUCCCAGAGAUCAUCUCUCCUUCACAAUCGGCGUUUGUGCCUGGACGUAUGAUCACGGAUAAUGUGCUACUUGCCUAUGAGAUAACACACCAUAUGCAUAGGAGGAAGGGGGGAAAGGAUGGACUGAUAGCGGUCAAACUCGACAUGAGCAAGGCAUAUGACAGGGUAGAGUGGCUUUUCUUGGAGAAGAUGAUGCAGCGGAUGGGUUUUAAUUCAAAUUGGGUGGAACUGAUCAUGACGUGUGUGCGGUCUGUCUCCUACCGAGUCAAGAUCAAUGGGAAAUUGACUGAUGCCUUUAAACCAGAGCGAGGUCUUCGUCAAGGGGACCCUCUGUCGCCGUACCUUUUUAUCCUCUGUGCCGAGGCUUUCUCCGCGAUGCUCCAACAUGCGGAGGUGAAUGGCACUUUGGAAGGUAUUCAACUUUGCCCAGCGGCGCCGAGGGUAAACCAUCUCUUUUUCGCAGACGAUUCACUCAUUGUUAUGAAGGCCACGGUGGCGAGUGCACAGAAACUGCAGCAGAUUCUAGCACUUUAUGAGGCACAGUCGGGUCAGAUGAUAAACAAGGAGAAGAGUUCGGCGUUUUUCAGCAAGGGCACUAGGCAUCGAACAAAGAGGGCUGUUUUGAAUGUACUAGGCAUACCAAGGGAGUCACAGAAUCAAAGAUAUCUGGGUCUACCUGUUCAUCUAGGGGCAUCAAAGAAGAAGGAAUUUGAGUACAUAAAGGAGAAAAUUUGGAGACGAAUUCAGGGCUGGAAGGAGAAACUUCUCUCCAGGGCGGGCAAAGAGAUACUCAUCAAGGCUAUCGCACAGGCCAUCCCCACCUACGCGAUGUCAUGUUUCGAUCUGACCAAAGCGCUGUGCGAGGAAAUCAGCACUAUGAUUUGCCGCUAUUGGUGGGAUCAACAGGAGGGACAGAAUAAAUGUCAUUGGCUGAGUUGGGACAAACUGUCGAGCAACAAGCGAUCCGGGGGACUGGGGUUCCGAGAUUUACACAUCUUUAAUCUCGCCAUGCUGGCGAGGCAGAGUUGGCGUCUGCUCAAGUGCCCGGAUUCUUUGUGUGCAACAAUCCUAAAAGCGAAGUACUUCCCGCAGUGCUCCAUCCUAGAGGCAACGCCAAAGCAAGGAAUGUCAUAUACGUGGCGAAGUAUCCUGAAGGGCUGUCAGUUGAUGAAGGAGGGGCUUGUAUGGAGAGUGGGGAAUGGUGAAUCUAUCGCAGUCUGGAAUGAUCCCUGGAUUCCGAGGGGCACAACACGGCGGCCCAGCUCUCCACGUGGUCAGUCCAUCAUCACAAAAGUCAGCGACUUGAUAAACCCUGUGACGGAUCAAUGGGACGAAGACCUCCUCCGCGAUCAUUUCAACAUGGAGGACGUCAGAGACAUCCUGAUGAUUCCUAUCAGGCCGGAGAUGCAGGAUGUACUUGCGUGGCACUAUGAGAAGAAAGGGAUACUGUCAGUAAAAUCUGCAUAUCAGCUGGGGGUUGCCGUCCGCGACGAGGAUCUGAGCCGCAAUGCAAGUUCCUCCUCAAACUCCCUGGACCAAAGCCAGACCUGGAAGAGCAUUUGGAGCCAGAAGCUGCCGGGGAAGGUUCUCAUCUUCCUGUGGAGGUUUACUCAUAACAGCCUCCCAACAAAGCUCAAUAUAAAGCGGAAAAGAGUGGAGCUCGAUACACGGUGCCCUGUGUGUUGGCGGCUAGAUGAAGACGGCGGCCAUACCUUUCUCCGGUGCAAAGCUGUAAAGCAAGUCUGGCGAGCCCUUGACUGCGAGGAUCUACGUUUGUCGUUGUGCGAAUGCGCCAAUGCAAGACAGGUGACGGACCAUAUCCUUUCGCUGCCUACGGAGAAAAGAUCGACUGUGAUCAUCCUGCUAUGGACCUGGUGGACAACGAGGAACAAAGCGAACGCCGGGGAGAAACUUCUCUCGUCAGACGAAGUCUCCUCGAAAGUCCGCAGAUACCUUGUGGAGUUCUGUAGCAAGGAGGAGAAUGGCCAGGAGGCGCACGCAGUGGAGGGCAGAUGGGAACCACCUGAAGCUAACUUCAUCAAAGUGAACGUUGAUGCCGCUUUUUGUCAGGAGUCACGUCUGGGCGCAUGGGGCUUCAUUGCACGAGGGAGCGAGGGGAACUUUAUAGCGGCUGGAACGGGAUGCAUGAACAAUCUGUCGAGUGCCCUUCACGCGGAGGCAUUGGCGUGUGUGGCAGCUAUUGAGAGCAUGAGUAACAGAGGCUCUUUCCGGGUGAUUUUCGAGUCCGACUCCCUCGGCCUGGUAAACGCUCUGAAGUCUGGAGAUGCUGAUCUGUCCGAUCUAGGUGUGCUAUACCGUGAAGCUAGAAGCCUUUGUGUUUUAGCUUUCAAUGCUUUUGAGUUUAAGUUUUGCCGUAGAUCAUGUAAUAAGGCUGCCCAUGCAAUAGCUCAGCAUGGCAGAUCCCUAGGCGUGCAAAACUUACUAUGGCUGGAGGAUGAGCCAGAAUUUGUAACCGGUUUGGUUGCUAGCGAUCUUGCUAUGCACCAGGUUUAG
Messenger RNA from Lolium perenne, 3213 nucleotides. Lineage: Eukaryota; Viridiplantae; Streptophyta; Magnoliopsida; Poales; Poaceae. The record is from RefSeq and is a predicted model, not a curated record.